AAAAAUUCAAACUGAAAAUUUUUUAUUCAAUAAAAACAAUUGACUAAACCAUCAUCAACAGUUCAUCUGUUUAUACAUAAUAUUUUUCAAGAAAAAUGGAUAUCCACCGUUGUAGAUUUGUUCCCUAUGAGCCCCAUACCAUCACAUCUUUAGCUUUUAGCCAUAAAUCAAAUAACUCCUUUACUCCAAUUGAUUUGAGAUUAGCCGUUGGUAGAUCAAAUGGUGAUAUAGAAAUUUGGAACCCAAGGUUUAAUUGGUUUCAAGAAUUGAUUAUCAGAGGUGGUAAAAACAGAUCUAUUGAAGGUUUGGUUUGGGCUUUAUGGGAAGAUAAUAUUCCAAGAUUAUUUUCAAUAGGUGGUUCCACCGUAAUAACCGAAUGGAAUUUGUCAAAUGGCUUGCCCUUGAAAAAUUAUGAUUGCAAUUCAGGUAUUAUUUGGUCAAUAGAUAUAAGUGAUGAUUCAAAUCAUUUAAUUGUUGGGUGCGAUAAUGGUUCUGCUGUUCUUAUCGAUAUUUCUGGUGGUCCUGGCUCAUUAGAACAUGACUCAAUUUUACAAAGACAAAAUUCAAGAAUUUUAUCAAUAGCCUUUAAUAAAAAUAAACAAGUUAUAGGCGGUUGUGCUGAUGGCAGAAUUAGAUGUUGGAGUGUUAAUGGAAUCAACAAAGGCAAAUUAUUAGCAACAAUGAAAGUCGAUAAAUCAAAAGUUGAAAGCACGUUAGUUUGGUCAAUAUUAGUAUUGCCAGCUAAAAACUAUAUUGUUAGUGGUGAUUCAACUGGUUCAAUCAAAUUUUGGGAUUUAACUCAUUUCACUUUAAGGCAAUCUUUUAAAAUAUCAGAAUCUGAUAUCUUAACUUUAACAAAGGAUUUCACCGAAGAAAACGUCUUUUGUGCUGGAAUUGAUAGAAAAAUAUAUUCUUUUGAUUUAGUAGAAGUUGCAAGAAAUAAUCAAAAAAGUCAGUCAAAAAAUAUUCAAUGGGUUAACUCCUACAAAAGAUUAUGCCAUUCAAAUGAUAUAAGAUCAAUUGCUUCUUUUCAGUCGAAAUUUUCAAAUUUUUUAGUUUCUGGUGGUGUAGAAAAAACUAUAAUUAUAAAUUCAAUAAAAGAAUUCAAUUCAACUCCUUUUAAGAAAAUCCCAAUUACCCAACAAUUGGAACAAAAUUUAAUUGUCAACUCUUUAAAAAAAUUUAUCAUAAUUUGGCAAGAUCAAACAAUUAAAAUCUGGAAAAUUUUUUCUCCGGAUAAUUAUAAACUAAUAUCUAAAUUAUCUUUAUCUGAAGACCAGAAUAUUUCAUCUUGUUCAAUAACAAAUGAUGGGAAAUAUUUAGCUGUAUCAACUUUAUCAUACAUUAGAGUUUUUAAAUUAACCGAAUUUAAAACAAUAGAUAAUAAACCAAGAUUAAAAAUUAAGAAAUUAAGAGUUUUAAGUGAACAAUUGAAUGAGUAUAGUGGGAAGUUGAUAAAAUUUUUAAACAAUGAUAACAAUACAUUAAUAGUUUUAACAACAGAUAAUGAGAUUUAUAAAAUAAGUUUUAAUAUUGAAAAUUUUGAAAAUGAAGAGAAUAUCGAUAAUAUUGAUGAUUUGAUAAUCAAUCCAGUUGAAUUAGAAAUAUCUGAAAACAAAAAAUUAAAAUCGAAAUAUGAGUAUCUUUUAAAUAUUAAAAACCUAAAAAUCUCUAAAGAUAAUAAAUAUAUAGCGGUUUCAAGAUUUUCAGGUGAAAUCAAUAUCAUCUCAUUAGAAAGUAAUGAAUCGUUUCAAUUGACUAAAUUAUCUGUUCCUCCUUGUGAUAUUGAAUUUACUAAUAGAAAUACGUUGAUAGUAAUAGCUAUUGACCAUAAAAUAUAUGAAUUUAAUUAUUUAUCUAUUAUAUUAUCAAAAACAAUUAUUGAAAUCGAUAAUAAUGAUAAUAAUGAUGAUGAUGAUGGUAAAUCUAACAAUUUAUCAUUAUUAAGUGAAUGGUCAAAGAAUAACUCUGAAUAUUUACCAACAAGUUUUGUUUUGUUGGAGAAUAAAUGUUGUGGUAUAUUUACAAACAGUAUUUCAAAAGAUCGUAUUUGGUUUUGGGGACCAGAUUGGAUAGUAUUUUAUGAUUUAUCAUUUAAUAUUAGAGAUGGGUUAGUUAAAAAUGAAAAAGGCGUUGAAAAGAGAUUUAAAGGGUUAAGCGUAUUAGAAAAUGAAGAAUUGUUGGAAAAUGGAGAUAAGGAUAAUAAGAAUGAUAAUUUGGAAAAUGAUGAAGAUAUAGACGAGGAUAUGAAUCUAUUAGAACUCUUAAAUGAGAAAAGCAAUAGAAAAGUCUCUAAUUCGAGUUCAAAAGCGUAUUGGUUCAGUGAUAGAUAUAAUUUCAUUUUAUUUGCAGAUAGCUUUGGAGAGAAAGAGAUUGCAGUUAUUGAGAGAGACGAGAAUAUAUUACGGAAAACACCAGCAUUUAAAUCUCGUAAUAUUAAUGUAUAAAUAAUUUAUAGAAAUGAGUAAUUUUAAUUUAAGAAAUUAAGUUAUAGUUAUAUUUUCUUUUUUUAUUUUUAGUUUGGUUUAAAUGUUUAAAUUUAUAAAUUUGAGUUGACGAAUUUAUGAAUUGUUGAAUGUU
Ascoidea rubescens DSM 1968 is the source of this 2580-nucleotide messenger RNA. RefSeq names its product small subunit rRNA maturation protein UTP4 (gene UTP4). Lineage: Eukaryota; Fungi; Ascomycota; Saccharomycetes; Ascoideales; Ascoideaceae. Gene Ontology annotation, cellular component: small-subunit processome; t-UTP complex; 90S preribosome. Gene Ontology annotation, molecular function: protein binding; RNA binding. Bases 96 to 2447 code for a protein of 783 amino acids. The transcript has a single exon. The record is from RefSeq and is a predicted model, not a curated record. Gene Ontology annotation, biological process: maturation of SSU-rRNA from tricistronic rRNA transcript (SSU-rRNA, 5.8S rRNA, LSU-rRNA).